CAAGAACUUGAGAGAAAAUGAGCUCAACCUCCAACCACAACGAUGACAAGAUAGUAGAAACAGUAAUGGUGGGAAGAUACAUCGAGAUGGAAAAUGAAGGAGAGAAGAAGACAGCCAAGUCUCGCUUCUCCUCCCUCCUCUGGCAUGGCGGCUCUGCCUACGACGCCUGGUUCAGCUGUGCCUCUAACCAGGUUGCUCAGGUGCUUCUCACCUUACCUUACUCAUUCUCCCAGCUCGGCAUGCUUAGCGGCAUCCUAUUCCAGCUUCUUUAUGGUCUCAUGGGAAGCUGGACAGCCUACCUUAUAAGUAUUCUUUAUGUGGAGUACAGAACUAGGAAGGAGAGGGAGAAGGUUGAUUUCAGAAAUCAUGUCAUACAGUGGUUUGAAGUUCUUGAAGGAUUACUUGGAAAGCAUUGGAGAAAUGUGGGCUUGGUCUUCAACUGUACAUUUCUACUCUUUGGCUCUGUAAUCCAGCUCAUUGCUUGUGCUAGCAAUAUAUAUUACAUAAAUGACAAGUUGGACAAGAGAACAUGGACUUACAUAUUUGGAGCUUGCUGUGCUACGACUGUGUUCAUCCCCUCUUUCAGAAACUACAGGAUAUGGUCAUUCCUUGGCCUUCUUAUGACCACUUACACUGCUUGGUAUCUUGCCAUUGCUGCUCUUCUCCAUGGCCAGGUGGAUGGAGUGAAGCAUUCGGGGCCAACGAAGCCUGUUCUUUACUUUACAGGCGCUACCAACAUUCUCUACACCUUUGGUGGCCACGCUGUUACUGUGGAAAUAAUGCACGCAAUGUGGAAGCCCCAGAAAUUCAAAGCCAUCUACCUCCUCGCCACCGCCUACGUCCUCACCCUCACCCUCCCGUCGGCCGCCACCGUCUACUGGGCCUUCGGCGACAAGCUCCUGGAGCGAUCCAACGCCUUCGCGUUGCUCCCAAGAACUCCAUUCCGCGACGCCGCAGUUGUUCUGAUGCUCAUCCAUCAGUUCAUAACCUUCGGAUUCGCCUGCACGCCGCUCUACUUUGUCUGGGAGAAAGCCAUUGGGCUUCAUGACUGUGAGAGUUUGUGCAAGCGGGCGGCGGCGAGGCUGCCGGUGGUGGUGCCCAUUUGGUUUCUGGCUAUCAUUUUCCCCUUCUUUGGGCCGAUCAACUCCGCCGUGGGAUCUCUGCUGGUCAGCUUCACUGUUUAUAUCAUCCCUGCUUUGGCUCACAUGCUCACGUUUCGGUCCGGGCACGCACGUGAGAAUGCGGUGGAGCCGCCGCCCAGAUACUUCGGGCGUUGGAUUGGGGUCUACACAAUCAACACGAUCAUAGUCGGGUGGGUUUUCGUGGUCGGAUUCGGGUUCGGCGGAUGGGCUAGUAUGACUAAUUUCAUCCAUCAAAUCAAAACAUUCGGCUUGUUCACCAAAUGCUAUCAAUGUCCGCCACCGUUGCCGCCUAUUUUUCUCCCAGUUAACACACCGGCAGUCGCACCGUCGCCGUUCUCUUACAACGUUGCUCCCAACUCGACCCAAUUUACAUUCUCUUCUUCCCCUUCCCCUUCUCCUUCCUAUCUUCCUCCUCAUUUUCAUCACCAUCACUAUCAUCAUGGCCAUUGAUUUAAAGCUUAAUCAGUAGUUGGCAAAAUUUUCUCCUAGGCGGGAAGAAAGUUAGAAAGGAAGGACAAAGAGAGGGACAAGUAAGGCUGCAAGGAGGAAGGACUCUCUCUUGGAAUUAGCACUAUUUUGGAAUAUAUAUAUAGAUUUUAUAUUGCCAGCUCUUUGUUUUAUUUGAGUUAGAGGGAAUUGCUUGGAGAGGCCAUCAAUCAGAAGAGAGUAGCUAUUGAUGUAAUAGUUUGCUUUGU
This is a messenger RNA of Dendrobium catenatum, 1837 nucleotides long. RefSeq names its product auxin transporter-like protein 2. Lineage: Eukaryota; Viridiplantae; Streptophyta; Magnoliopsida; Asparagales; Orchidaceae. Gene Ontology annotation, cellular component: plasma membrane. Bases 18 to 1592 code for a protein of 524 amino acids. The transcript is spliced from 7 exons. The record is from RefSeq and is a predicted model, not a curated record.